Messenger RNA from Armigeres subalbatus, 2682 nucleotides. RefSeq lists its product as uncharacterized. Bases 1 to 2682 code for a protein of 893 amino acids. The transcript has a single exon. Lineage: Eukaryota; Metazoa; Arthropoda; Insecta; Diptera; Culicidae. The record is from RefSeq and is a predicted model, not a curated record.
AUGAAUAAUACUCAAAUAUAUCCACAAACACCCGUCCAAACCACCACUCCACCACAUACACGACAGCCACCUCCCACAAAAACACCAACUAUUUCUCACCACACUGCUACCUCACACAAUGCUCGUAGCCAGCGAAGCACCACACUUUUGUCAACCGCUCUCGUGAAACUCGCCGAUCGCUUCGGAAAUACGGUCAUCGCUCGUGCAUUGCUGGAUAACGGUUCUCAAAUAUGCAUGAUAACAGAGAACCUGUCUCAAAGGUUGAAUUUCAAGCGUUCACACGAGAACUUGCCUGUGAAAGGUGUUGGUGAUUCUAUGACAGUGUCGAAACAAUCGGUGUUAGCGAGGAUCCUGUCACGUUAUUCUUCAUUCGAAACCAAGGAUGUGAAAUUUUAUGUGUUGCCUCGAAUUACUGUGAAUCUGCCGCAGACAACUAUUGACAUCAGUUCCUGGAAGCUGCCAUCAGACAUCUGCCUAGCUGAUCCAAGGUUCCACGAAUCCAGUGCGAUAGAUGCAGUCCUUGGCGUAUCAGUUUUCUACGAGUUGCUGCUGAGUGAGCAGUUGAAACUAUCGGAUUCUGGUCCGAUUUUACGAAACACCGAACUGGGUUGGAUAGUUGCUGGAGAAAUAACUGAUAGUCCAGUCACCACGUUCAGCGCUGUUACAGUCUCAGUCACCACAGAAGAGAUACACGAGCAGUUAGCACGUUUUUGGGACUUGGAGUCAUGCCGAACGAAGAGCUGUCUUUCCGUCGAAGAAUCUACGUGUGAAUCGAUUUUCGAGCAGACGACAACGAGAGACGCUGAUGGAAAAUUUCGAGUGGUGCUACCGAAGAAGCAGUUCAUGAUGGAACAUUUGGGAAGGUCGAAGGAGAUAGCAACCAAACGGUUCAUGGGCUUGGAGCGCCGUCUGACUGCAAAUCCCGAAAUGAAGGCUCUCUAUACUGAAUUCAUCCACGAGUAUUUACUGAUGGGCCAUAUGCGAGAAGUACGUAAGGAGGAGGAAGAACCUAUCCACAGCUAUUAUUUGCCACACCAUGCAGUCAUGAAACCGGACAGUACGACAACGAAGCUCAGAGUUGUUUUUGACGCCUCAUGUGCUACAGAUUCUGGAGUUUCCCUGAACGACACACUGAUGGUAGGACCGGUGGUCCAAGACGAUUUGCUGUCAGUACUUCUUCGUUUCCGCCUCCAGAAGUACGCUAUAGUCGCUGACGUAGAGAAAAUGUAUCGAAUGAUCAACGUAGUCGAACAAGAUCAGCCAUUGCAAAGGAUUCUUUGGCGAGAGUCCGUCGAUCAGCCAAUUCGAACGUAUCAGUUGAGUACAGUGACUUACGGCACUUCGUCAGCGCCGUACUUAGCAACUCGAAGUCUGAAUAAGUGUGCCGAAGAAGGAGAACAGGCGUACCCUGCAGCAGCCAAGGUUGUAAAGCGCAAUUUCUAUGUCGAUGACAUGCUAACUGGUGCGAAAUCUGUCAAGGAAGGACAAAGCCUUUGUCGCGAUAUUUCGUCGCUACUCAGUUCUGCUGGUUUCAAUCUCCGGAAGUGGCACUCUAAUCAGCCAGCAAUCUUAAAGGCAAUUCCAAGUUAUUUGCGAGACAAGCGAGAACUUUUAGACAUCGAUUGGUCGUCUACCGUGAAGACCCUUGGACUAUGUUGGGAGCCAGCUACGGAUAAGUUCUGGUUCAAAAUGUCACUCUGGAAGCAGUCGUUACCUAUUACGCAACGUAUCGUUCUUUCUGACUCCGCUCGUUUGUUCGAUCCGUACGGAUUAGCAGGGCCAGUGAUUGUGCAGGCGAAGAUGUUUCUCCAAGAGCUUUGGAAAAAGAAGUAUUCUUGGGAUGAACCGUUGAGCGCAGAUCUGCAGUCACAAUGGCUACAGUUCCGGACAAAGUUGGAUCGACUGGAUGCAGUUUCCGUUCCCCGCUGGAUCGCAUUCGACGAUAAUGUGAUUUCAAGUGAGCUACACGGAUUCUGUGACGCCCCGGAGAAAGCGUAUAGAGCAGUGAUCUAUCUGCGAGUACAGCUUGCCGAGAGUUCUGUUUGGUGGAAUGGGCCUGAGUGGCUUCAAGAGGAUUCCAGUACAUGGCCGAAGAUGAGUGACAGCACAGUACAGCAGUUGGAUUCAAUUACGCUUGAGGAAAAGUCGUUGAUAGCAGAUGUAGUGCAGGAACUACCGUCUGAUACGUCUGAUACGUUGAACGUCCGACAAGCAUCACGCAAGAUGGCUACUGUUAAGUGUUACCUGCACGUAUUCGUCUGCCUAAUAGUCACAGCAGUCUAUAUAGCGAUGAUAGCAGAUUUUAGAACUGAGGCAUUCCUGGCUGCCUGCCUAGAGGAAAUUACAAGAAUUCAGUUGAGAAGAUGGAGUCAAGUUCAGCGGUUUAGUCAAGUCUUAUGGAAAAGAUGGUCGACAGAUUAUUUGUCCGACCUUCACAACCGAAACAAGUGGACGAGGAGAAGAGACAACUUGCACAUUGGAACGAUGGUCCUACUGAAAGAAGACAAGUUGCCUCCGUUGCAGUGGCAUUUGGGACGAGUGACGGAGAUCCACCCAGGCGCCGAUGACAUCAUUCGAGUAGUUACAGUUCGUACGCAGUAUGGAACUUUCCGUAGAGGUAUCCAGAAGAUUUGUAUACUUCCCAUCCGGGACAAUCAGCAUCUAGUCGAGCACGCUCAGUAG